Messenger RNA from Papaver somniferum (opium poppy), 951 nucleotides. Its product is annotated as RING-H2 finger protein ATL78-like. The coding region runs from base 166 to 870 and encodes 234 amino acids. Gene Ontology annotation, biological process: protein ubiquitination. Gene Ontology annotation, molecular function: transferase activity. NCBI's taxonomy places the organism in Eukaryota, Viridiplantae, Streptophyta, Magnoliopsida, Ranunculales, Papaveraceae. The transcript has a single exon. The record is from RefSeq and is a predicted model, not a curated record.
UCGAUUAAACAUUAUUUCUUGAUUUUAUAUCUAGUAUUUUAAACAUCAAAAAGCUAACACUCUCAACUCUAUAUAUAUCCUGCACAACCAACUUCCAAUAAAUUCAACAACAAACUCAAACAUUAUUUUCUGAAGAAAACCAGAAACAAACUCAAAUAACCAGCAAUGGCUUCUCCCAUUUCUUUUUCUUCUUCGCCUUACUCCUCAACACUUUACUCAAGGAAGCUGCUACUACAUGCUAUACCUCACCUGUCAGCCGAUUCCCCAAUUCCUUCACAUGCUGCUAGAGAUUCAAAUACACACCAGAGUAAUUUCGAUACAAAUGUAGUUAUGGUUCUUUCAAUUCUUUUAUGUGCUCUAAUUUGUGCACUAGGACUUAAUUCCAUCAUACGAUGUGUUUUGAGUUGCUCAAACCGGGUUGCACAUGAUUCAGGAGACACCAUCCCAGUUCAGUCAGCUGAUACUGGAAUAAAGAAAAAAGCCCUCAAGACAUUUCCUGUAGUUACAUACUUACCUGGGUUGAAGCUACAAGGUUUAGACACUGAAUGCGUUAUUUGCAUCUCAGAGUUUGCUCAAGGAGAGCGUAUUAGAAUUCUACCCAAGUGCAACCAUGGAUUUCACAUUAAAUGCAUCGAUAAAUGGCUCAGUUCACACUCAUCAUGCCCAACUUGCAGGCAUUGUUUGAUUGAGACAUGCGAGAAAAUUAUGAAUGGGGGUAGCCAACCAAGAUCUUUAAUUCCCCAAGCGCCUGCACCACCACCAUCCAGCAGAGUGGUUCCGUCAGAACAUGAAGGUAUUAUACCGACACCAUCAACCAUUGUUCCAUCAGAACGUGAAGGUAUGAUACGGAAUGUGGCUGGUAUCUGCUAAAAUGUACCUGUAAUUGUAAUUGUAUACACAUGUUAGCUAGGUGCUUCAAAGGACCCAGGAAACACACCAUUGUACAGAAAC